This is a messenger RNA of Capsella rubella, 2100 nucleotides long. RefSeq names its product protein HEAT-INDUCED TAS1 TARGET 5. Lineage: Eukaryota; Viridiplantae; Streptophyta; Magnoliopsida; Brassicales; Brassicaceae. The record is from RefSeq and is a predicted model, not a curated record. The transcript is spliced from 3 exons. Bases 1220 to 1939 code for a protein of 239 amino acids.
UACGGAGGAGAAAAAACUUGCUAUUCGCAGCCCUUGAUACGCUUAAUGACUCAGGAUGAUGACAUCUGUCCUCUCUCUAGGGUUUUCCGAGUUUCCCAUUCUCUCUUGUGUAUAUAUACUAAAUGUUGUGAUUCCUCUAGCUGCCUUUGGCUUAUUACUCUGAUUCUGCUUGCUUUGUGAGCUUCUCCUUUGUGUAAGUGAGAUUACUGUUACUUUCUAGGGUUUUUUUUUCUCAAAGUUGGGAGUUUUGUAGCUUGCUUUGGUUUUGUUACGGUGUUUGCUUGUGCCAUAGCCUUUUUCAGUGUGAUUAGUGAACAAUGAGGAGCUUUUAGUUAGGUUUUAGCGUUUAAUCCUCCUUUAGCUGUCACAGUAGUUCGAUCUAGAUACAAAAUCAUCUUUAAUAUGUUUCUUAUUAUUGAUAAAAAUGCUUCUUUUUCAGGUUGAUAAGUGUUACCUCUUAGGGGUUUUUUGUUAGCUGGGAUUUGUUUAGCUUGCUUUGGUUUGUUACAGUUUUUGCUUGUGAGUUGCCUUUAAUUUAUAGUGUGCUUAGUGAAUAAUGAGUAGCUUUUAGGUAUGUAUUCAGAUUUGCUACGGAUUUUGCUUGUGCCAUUGCUUUUUGCAGUGUGAUUAGUGAUGAUGAGCUUUAGUUUGGUCAUUCUUUGUUAAAGAAGCUAUCACAUUGCAAUUGGUUCCAUUUAAGCAGUUGGCAACAAACUCAUUUCUCUGUUUCUUGUCAUUGAUAAAAGUGUCUUCUUUUUGCUAUUUCUUUGAUCUAACUUGGAAGAAAAUGUCUUCUUUUUCAUUGUGAUUAGUGAACAAUGAGGAGCUUUUAGGCUUUAGUUUUCAUACCACUUUUAAGUUUUAAAUUGGUCAUUCUUUGGUAAAGAGAAGGUAUUUCCGUGUAAUUCGUGAACAAUGAGGAGCUUUUAGCUAGGGUUUUUAGCGUUUAAUCCUUCUGUACUUUGGUCAUUCUUUGGUAAUGAAGCAAUCACAUCACAUUGGUCUGAUUAUGCCACAAACUGAUAGAUAUGUUUUUUGCUAUUUCGUUGAUCUAGUUAGGAAACAAGUUUCCAAAACUGUCGUUAAUGCCUCUGGACAGUAAAUACAUUUCUGAGAAUCGGUUUACUUUGAUUUCCACUUAACGCUCUUUCCAUUUCCUGUUCACAUUUAUAACGUAUAAACACUUCACCAUGAAAUAUUCAGGGUCAAGUAAUAGCAGAUGGAACUCCCACCCUAUGAUCCCAACUUCACAACGGCCUUCAGGAUCAGCGAACACGGAGAGACAGAGGUUGAGAUUGACCAAGAGCACGAUGAAUCUGCUUCCGCUGCUAUCGUAGCUGCUGAACUGAUCAGCUCUGCACGGCUUGCACAGAAGCUGGAUAGUGUCCAUACUGAGUACUCAGCUCAGUAUUUGGUGGACAAUACUGGCUCACCCGGGAUCAAGCUCACUGUCAAAGACUGCCUUGAGUUUGCCUUAAACAAGGGCAUACCGAAAGCAGAAGAUUGGCCACAGUUGAGAUCUGAGUCAAAACCCCCAUCAUCAUCUUACAAACCUGCUCUCGUUUCCAUGAAAGGACAAGUGAUUGAGCCUAAGAAUUUUGAGGAAGCACGUGACUUUUUGGUGAAUCAACUGGUGGGAGCAAAACUGCAUGUGUUCAGUCCACACAUUGAACUUCAACAGGACGCAAUUUACUGUGGCUCCUCGGGUGAGGCAACCAGCUAUGUUGGACUUAGAGAUGGGAUCAUUCUUGGAGUUGAGAAGAUCCAAGGGAAGUCUAUGGCAAUAGUGAAGGUAUGGUACAAGAAGAAGUUCACAGUUCUUAAAGUGGCUUUGAGCAGGAUGUUUUUAUGCCAAUAUCCUGCAGCCGCAGGGCUCGAGGACAUCGGACUAACAUUUCUGCUUGUUGACUUUUGUGUCCCACGCCUAUCCAUCGAUUAAGAAAGAUAUCAAUCUAAUCUAGAGAUACAAUAUGCUACUAGUGGAAGAAUAAGGUUUCAUGAGACUGUUUGUUUUAUAACAUGUAAGACCCUUAAGAAGUUGAUCAGUACUUUCUAAAGACAUAUUUUGGGAUAAUCUACUGUUAUCAGGGGAUCAUCGAA